AUGAAUGAUACCAUAUAUGUAUCCAACACCACCAAAAUUGAAAUAGACGGCGCGUGGUGGGAAAGCAAUCUAUUUGGAUAUUCAGAGGUGGGAUUAACCACAAAUGUAAGAGAGGACAAUAUCUACGCCUCUACGACCAACGGUGGUGCGCCCAGGGUUAAAGUCCUAGAAUACGUCGUCUGGCAAGUCCAUAUGUUCUCCCUCGCACCGAAAUUGAAGUUCAACUACACGAUAGACGUCCCCAUAGCUGGCCUUGGUCAUCCAGUGAGUUUUGAAUCGAACGGGACUAUGUCGUUGAAUAACACUUUCCUUUCUGCCUUAGAUCACUAUGGCCAUCCGGGCCAAUAUGGUAAGGAGGCCCCAUUCCCUAGUCUAAUUGAACCACCUCCAAAAGGCAUACAGCCUAUAGCAUUGCCGGUUGGCGUUCGAUGUGUUCGAACCUCUGCAUUUGGCUACGCAGACGUUUCUGCGCAGGGGACAUACCAUUCCUUCACCGAAAGUAUCGUUCCACGCUCUCCUCUCGGGAACUUUGGUUCUAUUUUAUUUGGUGAACUCAGCGACUGGUUCCUCUUGGGACAGUACCUCGAUCAUUUUAGAUCCACCCAUUCUCCGUUUCCUGUCUCUAAGAGCGUGAACUCGUACUUCACCAAUUACAUCCAGGCAAGCACACUUCUUCAAUCGAUCUCACAAGCCCACGCCGUUGACGCCCUACAACUGAUGUAUGACGGCGCUUCAUACUCUAAUAGCAAGACAUACUACCUUGCCAAUGCAACAUCUUCACGGAAGGACAAGGUCAUCGUCGAGGGCAUGGUCCCUCUGACACUGCCUGCAGUGUUAUUGGUCAUCUGGGCCACGGGCAGCGCGAUACUGGGUCUUCUUUACGGAUUUCGACGGCGGUGGUCAGAAGUGUUGGACGGGUAUAGCAUCUUCUCGUUCGGGGUGGACUGUGCGGAAGCGAUGCGUGACCGGCACCAAUACUCCGGCACGGGGGGAGGGCUCAACCGGUGUGAUGCCCUACGCUCGAUACCCGGCCUUGUGGGCGAUUCUCGUCCGCGAGACGAGGUCGGUCAUAUCAGCCUGGUGGAGAGAGGGAACCUGGCAGACAGGGAGAAGCCGUAUGUUUAA
Molecule: messenger RNA, 1125 nt
Organism: Microsporum canis CBS 113480
Lineage: Eukaryota; Fungi; Ascomycota; Eurotiomycetes; Onygenales; Arthrodermataceae
Exons: 1
Coding region: 1-1125 (374 amino acids)
Source: RefSeq, a predicted model, not a curated record